Molecule: messenger RNA, 387 nt
Organism: Opisthorchis viverrini
Lineage: Eukaryota; Metazoa; Platyhelminthes; Trematoda; Opisthorchiida; Opisthorchiidae
Exons: 5
Biological process (GO): vacuolar protein processing
Molecular function (GO): cysteine-type endopeptidase activity
Source: RefSeq, a predicted model, not a curated record
GCGAACGUUUUUCACACCUACCACCUCUUGCGUGCAAACAAACUUCCAGCGGAGAACAUAAUUACCUUCGCCGAUAUUGCAAACAAUCCCGAAAAUCCUUUUCCAGGCCAAGUGUUUCAUGAUACUGAGCACGAAAAUAUUUAUAAGGGCGUGGAGAUUGACUACCGUGGAGAAGAAGUCAACUCGGAAAUCUUCGCGAAAGUAUUGGAAGGCGAUACGGAACUUGAAAAACAAGGGAAGAAGGUGUUGAAAAGUGGUCCAGGAGAAAAUGUUUUCAUCUAUUACUCUGGCCAUGGUACAAUUGGAUAUAUUUCUUUCUCAAACGGAAAACUCAGCGCCACGCAACUGAACGAUAUCCUCGCCAAAAUGCGUUCAAAAAAAGUAUAA